AUGCGUCCUCCGGUCGCUCGUGUCUUCAAGUCACCAAACGCAGCGCGCCGUCGUCGAGCCGUCUUUGGUAACUCUGGUGGGUGCAUCUUGCAACACUUGUCACUUGCGCUGGGAAUAGAUGCCGCGCCAACCGAAGGUCUCUCGGUUUCCCUUUCUGUGGUUGUGAAGGAACAUCUCCCGCCUUUUCUUGCCCUGGCGUUUUUGAGCCAAUGCUGGGUAUCGUGGACGGUAUCAAUUUGCUGUGCCUCAGAGAUGCAAAAUUCACGUAUCGGUGCAGACGAUGCUGAAGCUUUAGGAGCACUACUCAAGGCAUCGGAAGAAAGUCUGCGGUCGUACGUUCAGCAGGAAUGCAGCAGAGAGCGGAACCCGCGCGUGCAUGCCCCACGGCGCCAAGCAGGCUCUACUGCUGGCUCAGUCUCAACGCAUCAACUCGGUUACCAUCACAUCGUUGAGCACAUGCUGCAGACUUGUGGAGGUCACUUGACCCUGCGAACACUCAUUCUGUUGCUGCGGUACGCUGUUACAGUGGAAGAAUCAGAAGGCGCAGUUUUAGAAGAGCUUGUGGGUCUGUUGUCCUCCCUAACUGGAAGCGAUCAUGUGAUAUAUAAGAAGAGUUUGCAGGCUGUCCUGGCGGCAUCACUUCCUGUUCACGUCGCCCCGGUGGUAUUGUCUGUUUUGCGUCGUCACAACAUCAAUGCGGAUAUUGUCAAGUUGUGUCUCCACCAUGUGGCUGUUGUUGUUCGAGGUCGUCAUACUGGUGCUCUCUCCGUUGAAACUGUCAUGGGUGGGUUUCAUGAAUGCGCAGUGAAAGCGUUUAGCUGGUUGCUUCGUAACAUGAUUCGAGACCAAUAUCAAGUUGGUAUUUGCAUUCAAGUCAUGUCGUGUUUAAAGCAUGCACCAGUUUUUCUCCUUUGUGAUGUAUAUCGUGUGAUGGAAGACCAUCAAUUGGUGACACCCUCUGUUCAAUGCAAAUUCCUUGCGAAUUGUGGUAUCGCCAUAUCGACCAGCAACACUGUUUCUCAUGAAUGUGCCGAAGUUAUUGUUCGUGCGUUUCGCAGUCUGUCCAGAAGUGGUCGAGACACAAAUGACAUUGAAGAGGGCCUUGUUCACGGUAGCGCCGCUCUCCUUGUCCUCCGUCGCGAGGACCUCGUCCGAGAUGUUUACGCGGCAUGUCCGAUGCUGCGGGAGACUCCACACUCUGUGAUGGCGUAUGUGCGCAAUGGAGAUGUUGUGCGGGCCAAUCAAGCUCUGUUGCGGUUAGCUCAGUCGCGCGACGAGGGAUGGAUUAAUGUCCCUCUGCCGGUGAUGCAAGCAAUUCACGAGGUGUGUGUGAUGGUGGGUUGUUCUGGCGGACCUAACGACAUGGCCCCACUCUACCGCGCCCUCGUCUCUUUUCAUAAUCCUGGUAUGAUUGUCAGCCAGUGCAUUGAGUAUGUGCUUGCGGGUAUCUGUGAUCGACUGUGUGGCGUGGGGAAGCAGUUUCCAAAGAGUGCACCGCCCCGCGCGGUGCUUGACCACGUUCUUCCGCUUUUUCGUGCUGUUUUGUCGUGUAUUGGUGACGAUAUCAAUGUUGACAUGAUACUGCAAAUACUGGAAACAGCAGUUACUGUGAAGCACUUUGGUGUGCCGCUGGCAUCGUCGAUUGUGUGGGCCUUGCAGCACUCCUCGAGCUUGGCGCUGAAAGAAUUGUUCUCUCGCGUAGACCCAUCAACAAAUGGGACGCCGUUUUUGAGUUACUAUGUUCUCUGUUUUACCAGGGAUAGGGGCCAGCGAGAUACGGUGGAGCAUUUGGCGACAGUGUGGCACUGUGAAUCGGAUCCAAUACUGAAGCGGCACCCCUCACUUGCCCCAUUGUACAAACUGUGGAAAUGCGCUGCAUGUGGCCGACUGAACAGUGAUCGAUUUAACUACUGUCUUUGCUCUGCUCUUCGCAACAGCUUUGUGAUUUGUGCUCGUUGCGGCUACGCACAAGAUGAGCGGUGGUCUUCCUGUCAGUCUUGUGGAGAACGCAUGAAUGACAACUCUAUUGCUGCAGCUGUUGUGCGGCGUUCCUGGACAUGCGAUGACUGCGGUGCGAGUAACCCCGCCCGUCAGGUCACAUGUUGUUUUCGUUGCAAGUCACCGUGUGGGCCAGGGGCAAAGGCUUUGACGCAACUGGAGGGCUUGAAAUCGGAAGUUUGUCAAUGCUCUUAUACUGAGAAGCCAAAUGAGGACAAGGGGAAGACGAGAAUGGCACAUUAUUGUCGAGAAUGUGGUUGGUUUCGGGAAACAUGGGCUGCCAAAAACUCCGUUGUGUGGUGCUGCGAAGGAUGCGGUGAGCUGCGCAGUUCGUUGGACCGCACAUGUCCAAAUUGCCCACAAGUUGACUGUCUGCCGUUUGCUGUUGUGCUUACGAGCAGCGAUUCACUUUUAUGUUCGGAUUGUAGGCUUCCUGCGGCCAAUCCCUUCGCAGUGAAGUGCCCCCAGUGCGAUGGUAUUCUCUCAGCUGGUGCGUUGGGUCAGGAAAUGAAAUUAGCAGGGACAACAAUUGAUAGCACAUCUGUGGCGUUGCGAUGCUCUGACUGUGGGUUUAUUGCCAGUGGGAAUGUGUCACAAAACUGUGCGGAGUGCGGUAAGGCGAUGCAGGACGCCAAGUUGUUACAGAUUUCCGCACGCCAAUGCGAGGGGUGUAAUAAGGAAGUGGGUCCGCUGCACAUUGGGGCCGUCUGUAUUCACUGCGCCAUGUUUCUGCCACCUGUCGCAAAAGAGGGAUGGAGUGCCGCCGUGGUGCAUGAAACAUUUAGGGUGCUUCUUCAAUUAUCGGAUCGCAGUGUGGAAUUUGAUGGCAUGGUAAAGCUGCUCGAGAAACUAAUACACUGCUUCCACACACAAGUGGAGCUCACAGUCGUUGAAGAAACCCGUGUUGUGGUGGCAAUGGCGUCCAGCCGCCUGCAGAUUAAUCUGCGCAGGUUUAUGGCGCAUGACGCAACUGCGCGUCGUGCGAUUGCGCUAACAAAACACCUUUUGGAAUAUAUCGACACCAAAUGUUGUAUUGUUGGUGUAUCGCACUUCUCUGCUGGGCAGUGUCGCCACUGUCUCGGGAGCCAUCAAGAGGAACUCUGCGCAUACCAACACGAUUCAUGGUUGUGCGAGGAGUGCGGUGCCGAUAAUAACAACGCGGAUGUGUGCCGCUAUGUCUGCCGCAACUGCCUCGCCCUUCGCCCCUGCGUGCGGGAGGCGUGCCCAACGGAGGCGUGGGAGUGUCUUCAGUGCCAGAGGGUCAAUGUGGCGUUCGAAGCGUACUGUAUCUUCUGUGGUGCUCAGCGUGCGGCGGUGGAGAGCGCGGUGGAGGAAGCGGCUGAGGCGUCCCCGUUUCUCCCAGCAAAGUGCGCUUCGUGUGGCCUUGUGUAUUUAGAGGCGCGGUGCCCGCUCUGCCAUAAUAACGUGCCGGAGUCGAUGAACAAGGUGUCGGGCGUCGUGUGCCUUGUGACGAGUCGCUACGCAUUUAUUCAGCCAGAGGGCACGGAGCACCCUAGUCAGCGGGUAUACGUUGGCGAGCCGUGGUUACGGAAGCGGCGUUGGGCCAAAGGGGAUAAUGUCAUAUUCACUGCACAGCUCAACAAGCAAGGUGGUUUUCGCGUGACAGCAGUGCACCAGUAG
Trypanosoma grayi is the source of this 3639-nucleotide messenger RNA. RefSeq lists its product as hypothetical. The record is from RefSeq and is a predicted model, not a curated record. Bases 1 to 3639 code for a protein of 1212 amino acids. The transcript has a single exon. Lineage: Eukaryota; Euglenozoa; Kinetoplastea; Trypanosomatida; Trypanosomatidae.